Microthlaspi erraticum is the source of this 561-nucleotide messenger RNA. Lineage: Eukaryota; Viridiplantae; Streptophyta; Magnoliopsida; Brassicales; Brassicaceae. The record is from the annotation of a GenBank genome assembly.
AUGCAAUGUGGCUCCGCUGGACUACAACGCGACGAAUCUAUGAGAAUCUAUUGCGGCACCUUGUUUCUCUUCGCAAUGUGGUUCCCCUGGACUACAAGAUUUGACCAGAAAAACUUGAAGGGGAUCUUCCCGUGUAACGCUCUGUUUAAUAAUCUCGAUCAUCUUCUUUGGCGAGCUCACGAAGGUGGGGACUCAGAAAAAGCACUAGCAAGUUUCCCUUGGAUCGUGUGGUUCAUAUGGAAAGCGCGAAAUGAGAAGGUCUUCGAAGGCAAAGAUAUCAUGCCUCUCGAUACGUUGCAGCAAGCGAUGGCGGAAACAGAGGCUUGGACUGUCGCACAGAUUGUUGCUGAAGCUUUGGAUGAGACACAAAAGAAUAAUCCCCCAAUCCUCCCAAAUCAAAACGUCAUAUAUCCUAGAUGCCAGGUAGAUGCAUCUUGGGUGUAUGAGACGAAUCUCUUUGGAGGGGGUCUUGUUAUGGAGCUCGAAGCAGACUCACGGGUCACAGGUUCUUUUGCAAAUCCGCAGGUGUUGUCACCUCUACAUGCGGAAUUUCACAUCUGA